Australozyma saopauloensis is the source of this 1698-nucleotide messenger RNA. RefSeq names its product phosphopyruvate hydratase (gene ENO1). Gene Ontology annotation, cellular component: phosphopyruvate hydratase complex. Lineage: Eukaryota; Fungi; Ascomycota; Pichiomycetes; Serinales; Metschnikowiaceae. The record is from RefSeq and is a predicted model, not a curated record. Gene Ontology annotation, biological process: glycolytic process. Gene Ontology annotation, molecular function: phosphopyruvate hydratase activity; magnesium ion binding. The coding region runs from base 1 to 1698 and encodes 565 amino acids. The transcript has a single exon.
AUGCCACACCUACACUAUUAUGCGUUUAGAUGGCACGUUCCACCAAGGUCUCCAGUGGUAGUUACAGACCCGGGAUUUCGACCUACAGACGCGGGAAAAACCCCCGAACAACUGGAGAGCAGCAAAUCCGAACCACCUCAUCGUUCAAAAAAACCUGCCAUCCAGAAUUCUCACUCCCUCCAUCAAUUCUCAAGCAUACCCAGUCUUCGUCCCACCCUCAAUGUCACCUGUUCAUCAAUGCGUCCCACGCAUAAACCCAUGCUUGUAUGCAAACCGGGCAAGUGUGGUCCACACCUGAAAAUUAUAAAUUACCCUGGGUUCGCACCUCUAAAUUUUCUUCUCUACAGUUUGUCACAGAACUUAAAACAACCAAUUAACAUGUCUGCUUCCAAGAUCUUCGCCCGUUACGUCUACGACUCCAGAGGAAACCCAACCGUCGAGGUUGACCUCCACACUCCAAAGGGUCUUUUCAGAGCCAUUGUUCCUUCUGGUGCCUCCACCGGUAUCCACGAGGCUUUGGAGUUGAGAGAUGGUGACAAGUCCAAGUGGAUGGGUAAGGGUGUCUUGAAGGCCGUUGCCAACGUCAACGACAUCAUUGCCCCAGCUUUCGUCGAGGCCAAGUUGGACUUGACCAACCAAGCCAAGGUCGACGAGUUCUUGAACUCUUUGGACGGUACCCCAAACAAGUCCAAGUUGGGUGCUAACGCCAUCUUGGGUGUCUCUUUGGCUGCUGCCAAGGCUGGUGCCGCCGAGAAGAACGUCCCAUUGUACCAACACUUGGCUGACAUCUCCGGUGCUAAGCAAGACAAGUUCGUCCUCCCAGUUCCUUUCCAAAACGUCUUGAACGGUGGUUCCCACGCUGGUGGUGCUUUGGCCUUCCAAGAGUUCAUGAUUGUCCCAACUGGUGCCCCAACCUUCUCUGAGGCUUUGAGAAUCGGUUCCGAGGUCUACCACAACUUGAAGUCCUUGACCAAGAAGAGAUACGGUCAAUCCGCCGGUAACGUCGGUGACGAGGGUGGUGUUGCUCCAGACAUUGGUUCCCCAAGAGAGGCUUUGGACUUGAUUGUCGACUCCAUUGAGAAGGCCGGUUACACUGGUCAAGUCGGUAUUGCCUUGGACGUUGCUUCCUCCGAGUUCUUCAAGGACGGUAAGUACGACUUGGACUUCAAGAACCCUAACUCCGACGCCUCCAAGUGGUUGUCCGGUGAGCAAUUGUCCUCUUUGUACGAGGAGCUCAUCAACGAGUACCCAAUUGUCUCCAUCGAGGACCCAUUCGCCGAGGAUGACUGGGAUGCUUGGGUGCACUUCUACUCCAAGGUCUCUGACAAGAUCCAAAUUGUUGGUGAUGACUUGACUGUUACCAACCCAAUCAGAAUUAAGACUGCCAUUGAGAAGAAGGCCGCCAACGCUUUGUUGUUGAAGGUCAACCAAAUCGGUUCUCUUACCGAGUCCAUCAACGCUGCCAACGACUCUUACUCCGCUGGCUGGGGUGUCAUGGUUUCCCACAGAUCCGGUGAGACUGAGGACACCACCAUUGCUGACUUGUCUGUUGGUUUGAGAGCUGGUCAAAUCAAGACUGGUGCUCCAGCCAGAUCCGAGAGAUUGGCCAAGCUUAACCAAAUCUUGAGAAUCGAGGAGGAGUUGGGUGACAAGGCCAUCUACGCCGGUAAGGACUUCAGAAUCUCUUCUACUUUGUAA